Molecule: messenger RNA, 619 nt
Organism: Medioppia subpectinata
Lineage: Eukaryota; Metazoa; Arthropoda; Arachnida; Sarcoptiformes; Oppiidae
Source: the annotation of a GenBank genome assembly
UUUUAAACGAUGGAAACGAUAGCACGACUUACAGUCGUCUAAACAGCAAUUAGCGAAAGGACUUCAACAGCAAACGGCUCAACAAAACACAGAACUGCAGGCUUUGCGCAAACAAUUGGACGAAAAGGCGAAAUCGUUGGACGAAACGGAACGGCUGCUGAAGAAACGGCAGACAGACAUCGAUCAGAUGGAGGUUCAGCUCCAGAAGGCGCUGACACAGGCGUCGGGAGCGUCUCAGGCAUCGCAGGCCAACACCGACGCCAUCGUCGGCGACCUCCGCAAGAAGUGCGACGCUCUCGAGAAAGACAAGCAAAUGAUUAUGAAAGAGAUGCAGAAGACGAAGGACGAGUCCACCACUAUUCAGUCGGAGUUGGAUCGCCUCCUGAAGAUCAUGUCCAACUCGGAGGAAGAAAAGUUUGCCUUAAAUAAGCAAAUCCAAGAAAUGCAAAACGCUCUGAGAGCUGCACAAAGUAGUGGUACUUCCCAACGAAGGAAUACGCAAAGUGCCCAACAGCUAGAGGAGGGCCGACCACCGCCGAUGGCCGCCAGACCUCAGUCUGCCACUGGAGCACCACCUGUGGACACACAGUUGAGCGCACAGAAUAUUCUGUGGUUAUAA